Messenger RNA from Carya illinoinensis, 624 nucleotides. RefSeq names its product 40S ribosomal protein S17-like. The record is from RefSeq and is a predicted model, not a curated record. Gene Ontology annotation, cellular component: ribosome. The transcript has a single exon. Bases 31 to 465 code for a protein of 144 amino acids. NCBI's taxonomy places the organism in Eukaryota, Viridiplantae, Streptophyta, Magnoliopsida, Fagales, Juglandaceae. Gene Ontology annotation, molecular function: structural constituent of ribosome. Gene Ontology annotation, biological process: translation.
UCUACUAGCAGGAACGGUUAAGUCUCUAAAAUGGGUCGUGUUUGUACCAAGACUGUGAAGAAGUCCUCUCGCCAGGUGAUUGAGAGGUACUACUCUAAGAUGACCUUGGACUUUCACACAAACAAGAAGAUCUUGGAGGAGGUUGCCAUCAUUCCCUCAAAGCGUCUUCGUAACAAGAUUGCUGGCUUCUCUACCCACCUGAUGAAGCGGAUUCAGAAGGGCCCAGUUCGUGGCAUCUCACUGAAGCUGCAAGAAGAAGAGCGUGAGCGUCGUAUGGACUUUGUGCCUGAUGAAUCUGCCAUCAAGACUGAUGAAAUUAAGGUUGAUAAGGAGACACUCGACAUGCUUGCUGCUCUUGGCAUGUCUGAUAUCCCCGGGCUUGUCGAAGCUGAACUACAGCCUGUUAUUCCUGCACAGGUGUUUGGUCGUGGUGGAGGUGGUGCUGGUGGACCUAGGAGGUACUGAGGUGGUUGAGUCUAUGAUUUUAAGAAUCAAUAUCUUAGUUUCUAUUGAACCACUGGAUUUUUUUUUUUUUUUUUGGGUUAAAUUUGAUGUUUUGAUGCCAAUGACAAAGUGAACUGGUGUUAAUUUUGGUUAUGAAUGGGGUGUUUAGAUGUUUUCGAA